AUGGAUCGAUUAAUGUGAGUUCUAGCCAUUCAUUUAGCAAUUCUUUUCAUUUUAUGGUAGUACUCCGUCGAUAUUAUAGUAGUUGAAUUGAAAUUAGACUCAUUUUGAAGUGUUUUGAAGGUCAUUUCACUUUCUUUUAACCACCAUUAUAUAGUGGAUAGUAAGAUCAUAAUAGCGGGAAAACAAGUCGACGAAAGAGUAAUCGCUACUAGUUACUUUGACGGUGUAAAAACAAUUCUACUUUGACUACCUACAAAGUAAAAUGGUUUUUAAAUUGCGGUGAUCACUGUCUUUCACAGUUCGGUCAACUCAAUUAGCCUAGUCCUAGUCGUGUCAUUGGCAAUAGUUAAAUAAUGAAAAAAAACACUAUUUCAUUUUUUUAAAUUUAUUUUUGAACUUGAAAAUUUCGUUUUAAAGUUGAAAAACAUGGUUCUUUGAAGCAUUUUGUCACAAAACCCAUCGUGUAGUAAAAACUGCCGAUUAUAGAGUUUUUCAAUCCCAGAAAGCCAAGAUUAACCUAUUUUUAAAAGCCUUAAUCUUCCGAUUUUAUGAAAAGUAACGAUAAAACAUAUAUGAGCUAAAAUAGUAUAUAGUGAAAACAUUAAAACACAUGUAUAAUAUAAAACUGCAGGGCUCAGUUAAACUUGUAUGGCUAUAUUUACAAGGAAAGCACAUAACCUGUUUUAUUCAGAAUAACUUUUUAAAAAAAUUUUAAGUCAAUCUCAGCGGGGAAGGUCGGGCACCUUCAAUUUUUAGGAAAACUUUUCUAUCUAUGACAAUAUAUAAUAGGUUAAAGAAACAGUGUUUAGAUAAAAUUUUAACCCCCCCCCACCCAAUUUAAAAAAAAUAUAUUGUAAAAAGAGCCAAGUAUAAUAUAACCUCUAAUCAGUUCUCCUAACUACAGCUUUUAAGCUUUCAAAAAAAGCUUUACAUUAACAAAACAACUUUUUCAGACCCAAACUAAUGCUACUAUUCCUACUAGUAGUCGUCUGUUCGGCCAUAACAUCUCCUGAACCUACAACAUUAAGACACAACGCCCCAAAUCCUCGGUUCUUUCGAUCGGUAACCCCAAUCACCAUGCUCGACCACAAAACCACCAACGUAUUACAACGACCGCUCACUGUAACCCAUCCUCUUCCACUGUAA
Molecule: messenger RNA, 1146 nt
Organism: Bursaphelenchus okinawaensis
Lineage: Eukaryota; Metazoa; Nematoda; Chromadorea; Rhabditida; Aphelenchoididae
Source: the annotation of a GenBank genome assembly